UGUUCGUUUAUUUUUUCUCCAUCUCAAGUAACAUCUGUCAUUCCCGAACGGUGAAGGAAAGCGAGCAAAAGAUUCUAAGUUCACCCAUUCCCUUUACGAAUUAUAAAACCCUUUACGAACUGCAAAAUUUCCUCAGGGAUUUUUUUCAUGGUGUUUUGUUGCUGCAAUGAUAUAGAUAUGGCUCCAAUGGUGCCGGAGACUCCACCGUUUUGUUUAUCUCCUGACGUAGGAACGCGAGGUCGUUUGACUUCUUGAAGCCAACAGUGUAGGUUUGAAAAGAGGAGGAGCUUGUUCAGACAAUGUGGCUGAGGGUUCGAGGGAGAGACUUCGACUUGGGUGCUCCGAGAUUGAGAAUUUCUCUUGGAUUUUGAUGGGAUAUAUUGGUUUUCAAGGGAUUUUGGUUUCGAUGGAGAUGAGGUUAUUGGUGGAGACGAUCUUGUUCUUGAUUGAUCUUCACAGCUUUGAUUAGCCCUCUCAAGCUUCCGCCAAACAAGAACAAUUUCUGUUUCUAUGUUCGUGUUGCGUCCUGUUUUCUUAAUAGUAGGUGGGGUUUGUUGAUUGAGAGUCUUGAUUAGAGUUUUUGAGCCUUAUGAAAGCCAUGGAGGAAGAUCCUAAUUCUUGGUUAAGAAGAACCAAGUUUUCUCACACAAUAUGCUAUCGUUUAGAGUCCUUGCGAUUGGCUUCCUUUCCUGCCGCCACUCACCCACCACUCAACUCAGUUGCACAAUCAAGAUCUCAUGUUCUUAACAAGCAGAGGUCCUUGUCUCCGGCUCGGCCUCCACAAACUACGCUUUCCAAUGCAUUUAAGAGUGCACGUACCGAUCAGAAGCGGUUUUCAACGCCACCGCCUCAGAGGAAGGCACCUGGAAAAGAGAAGGGUAGAAGACUAUUUAGUAAAAAAGCUAAGGAGCGCAAUUCCUUAAAGGAAGAGAAGUUAAAAGGCCUUCUGAGGCAUUUUGCCUCAUUUAAAGGCAAUGGGAAGUCCAAGUUCAAGGAGUCUUCUUGGACAAGGUUUUUUGAGCACAGUGGAGGGAAGGUCACCGCUGUCGAGGCUGUAGAUGAAUCAUCUAUUGACCUGUCCAAGUUGAGUUUUGGGCAUAAAUUUGCUUUCGGAGCUCAUAGUCGGCUUUACCAUGGACUUUACGAAGAUAACGUUGUUGCUGCUAAGAUGAUCAAUCUACCAGUCGAUGACGAAAAUGGAGAACUCGCAGGUCGCUUAAAAAAGCAGUUUGAUAGGGAAGUAACCCUUUUAUCUCGUCUCCGCCAUCCCAACGUUAUAAAGUUGGUAGCAGCUGUGAAAAUGCCACCCGUUUAUUGCAUCAUCACUGAGUAUCUACCUCUGGGUUCCUUAAGGGCAUAUCUUCACAAACUUGAAAAAAAAUCUCUCCCAUUGCAAAAACUAUUUGCUAUUGCCUUGGACAUUGCUCGUGGGAUGGAAUACAUUCACUCACAAGGCGUCAUUCAUCGGGAUCUCAAACCUGAAAACGUUCUUAUUGAUGAAAACUUUUGUCUAAAGAUUGCCGAUUUCGGCAUCGCUUGCGAGGAGGCACGUUGUGAUACACUAGCGGAUGACCCUGGAACUUUUCGUUGGAUGGCCCCUGAGAUGAUCAAACGUAAACCUUAUGGAAGAAAGGUUGAUAUGUACAGCUUCGGACUCAUCCUGUGGGAAUUAGUCGCUGGAAAAAUCCCUUAUGAGGAUAUGACUCCCAUCCAAGCAGCUUUUGCAGUUGUAGAUAAGAAUAUUAGACCGGUGAUCCCGAGCGAGUGUCCUCCAGUGAUGCAGGCGUUGAUGGAGCAAUGUUGGUCCACGCAACCAGAGGAGAGGCCGGAGUUUUGGCAGGUGGUAAAAGUAUUAGAGCAACUUGAGAGUUGUGUUGGGGGAGAUGGUGAAGUGUAGAGCAGAAGGCCAGUUGGGCAAGAUCACAAGAAAGGUCUAAAGCAGCAUGGGAUGGAUGCAGAGGGUUGGUCCUCUUCAUUCUCAUAAUUCUCUCACCUCCACACCUAAAUUCAUAUGAAUCUUUCUCUCUGCGCUUUUACCUUUUCUUGAAGAUAUUAUGUUCGCUCCCCAGGUUCAUUGUAGAUAAAAAGAAACAAAACUUUUGCAGUUUUUUUUUGGUUCCUUCAAUUGUUUCUGUUUCUAACAUUCACAUGACUGAAAUGAAUACCUUUCUGACGAUAUUUUUGGAA
This is a messenger RNA of Cucurbita maxima (winter squash), 2187 nucleotides long. RefSeq names its product serine/threonine-protein kinase HT1-like. The transcript has 4 exons. Lineage: Eukaryota; Viridiplantae; Streptophyta; Magnoliopsida; Cucurbitales; Cucurbitaceae. The record is from RefSeq and is a predicted model, not a curated record. The coding region runs from base 590 to 1897 and encodes 435 amino acids. Gene Ontology annotation, molecular function: protein kinase activity; ATP binding. Gene Ontology annotation, biological process: protein phosphorylation.